AUGAGAAAAGAAGACUACAAUAGCUCUCUUUUUAUAAGGGGUUCAUAGAGCGGCCUCUCACAUCGCCGAAGCUCUCCUCUCACUCAUCCACGACGCAUCACCACCGCUAGUCACGCCGGGGAAUCUCAUUCUUCGAAUCGCCGCAUAAAGAUCCUUCUCCGAAACCUCGCCGUUUCUCCAAUUCGUCAAGAUCUAAAUAUCCCUUUCAGCAGAUUCCGAUGUUCUUUUCAAGCAACCACCAUUAGUGACCAUGGAGAGAAGACCUGUCCACUAUGUGCUGAGGAGAUGGAUCUGACUGAUCAGCAAUUAAAGCCUUGCCAAUGUGGCUAUCAGAUGUGUUUGGUGUUAGCAUCACAUAGUGGACAUGGCAGAGAAAUAUCAAAUAGAAGGGCGUGGUCCAGCUUGUCGCACUCCAUAUGA
Molecule: messenger RNA, 420 nt
Organism: Microthlaspi erraticum
Lineage: Eukaryota; Viridiplantae; Streptophyta; Magnoliopsida; Brassicales; Brassicaceae
Source: the annotation of a GenBank genome assembly